This is a messenger RNA of Physcomitrium patens, 3027 nucleotides long. The record is from RefSeq and is a predicted model, not a curated record. NCBI's taxonomy places the organism in Eukaryota, Viridiplantae, Streptophyta, Bryopsida, Funariales, Funariaceae.
ACCUUCGCUAUUUAGCUAUUGGGUACUGAUAAAGAGGUGUUAAAUUUUCCUCAUCCACCUUUGUUUUGUACCUUUGUGUUCCUUUUGUGUACCUUUUGUGGAUGGGCAUGGGUCCCAUUCACUUUGGACGACAAAAGCGGCUGAUUCAUAACCGAAGAGUCGCUGCAAGGCGGAAGAUCCACCAACCUCGAGGUUAAAGGCGCGCCAGGAAACCUCCUAGUUUUCAAAUUUGAGCCCAACUUAGCGAAUACCUUAGAAGUUCCCAAAAUUCGGCAGUGGACUUAGACAAUGGUAGGAUUAAAUUUAUGAACUCACGCAUGAGACACAUGUACCAUAGAUUGUGUGUAAGAACCAAGUUGAACUGUACAUUUCAGAAGUGUACUGUUAGUGAUGUGGAGCUUGUCAAACAGCGAAGAAAGUGGGUUUGAAAGAGGAAGUGACAAACCCUAAAUCAGGUCAGUUCAAUCUCCAGCCAUCACUGCAAUCAGUCGCACUCCCGUUCCAACUGCACUCAACCACACUCAAUCCUCGGCACCUAUUGGAAGAAUGCACCGAAGCAUGACAUCAGCUCCUUUGUAGGCAGGUGCGAUUUGGAUUUACUUUACUUGGGGUUGGGUGUUCGGUGAGUUACGGAGAAUCCAAGGCGACGUAUCAUCCACUGUGAAUGAGUUUGUGAGACUUCUGUUCCGUGUCUACUAUACAUGUCGGCUUUGGGAUGCUCAUCUUCGGCUGUUCUAAUCCUUUACUCUUCUUCGGUGAACUUCUCAAGUCGUAAACCUGUGGUCGUUGUUGCUAGAGCAGGUCGUUCUACGGUUUUCUCUUUGGGUUGUGAAAUACCCAUACUGGCCUCCAUUCACUGUAUCCCACCUCAAUUGUAUUGUACUUCUUCCAAUUUUUCAUGAUGAACGACCUCGAAAGCUUUGGAUUUAUCAGAGUCUUCCUGCAAUCAUCUUACUUCGGGCUACAAUUCUAGACGUCUAGUUGCUAGUAUGCAUCUUGUAGUGAUGGUUCUAGCGGCCACAUUAGUCAAGUUUAGAAAUGCUCACAAGCUUAUUGACGAAUUGUCUCAUACACGAGGAAUUUGCCAUGAUGGACAGAGAAUUGGUUACCUUGCUCUACACCGCCGGUAUACUCUUGGUGGUGACUCUGUGGUGCAUUUGGUACCACCACCCCAAAUAUGGCAAAAACAGGGGUCCGAAGGUUUACCCCUUGCUUGGUAGCUACUUAUCUCUACUGCACAACAAAAGUCGUAUCUUAGACUGGAUGGUGGAUUUGAUACGGGACUCGCCAACCAUGACCGUUCGGACCGUGCGUCCGGGGGGCAGGCAGUUUCACAUCACAGCAAAUCCCGCGAAUGUGGAGCACAUUUUGAAGACCAAUUUUGAGAAUUAUCCGAAGGGUGAGAAUUCCUACGCGAAUCUGCAUGAUUUGCUGGGAAAUGGUAUCUUCAAUAUUGAUGGGAAGAGUUGGAAGCUGCAACGCAAAGUUGCGAGCCAUGAAUUCACGACCCAGUCAUUGAAGAACUUCAUGGUGGGUGCGGUGCACGAUGAGCUGCGUGGGCGCUUCAUCCCAGUUCUUCAGGAGUGUUGCAACACGGGUAGGACUGUCGAUUUACAAGACCUCCUUGCCCGGUUCACUUUUGACACAAUUUGUAAGCUUGGCUUUGGUGUGGAUCCUGCAUGCCUGGAUUUGUGUUUUCCUUCAGUGAGGUUUGCCAAUGCUUUCGACACAGCGACCUCGAUCACCGCCAACCGAUUUAUCACCUUCGCGUCCGUUUGGAAGACAAUGCGCGCUCUCAAUGUCGGCUCUGAGAAGAAGCUCAGAGCAGCAGUUGCUGAUAUCGAUGACUUUGCAAUGUUUGUCAUUCAAAACCGCAGGAAGCAAGUUGCUGGGCAAUCCAAUCGCCAAACUGACAAUAGCUCCGAUGCUGAUGAUGCUGCACAUCUGGAUUUGCUGUCGAGAUUCAUGGGCCUCACUGCUGCAGACCAGGACAGGAGGGAUUUUGACACUCAAGACCCUUCUUGUGAUCAGAAUGAAGGUCCACAACUUGGCUAUUCUGAUGAGUUUCUCCGUGAUAUUGUGAUAAGUUUUAUCCUUGCUGGACGCGACACUUCCACCUCAAGUCUCACUUGGUUCUUUUGGAACCUCGAGCAUCAUCGCCAGGUUGAGGAUGCAAUUUGCAAGGAAGUAUCUGAAAUCCUGAAGAAUCGUUUAGUUGAAGACAAGGAUCAUAACAAACAUGUUCCAACUAGUUUUUUCUCAUUUGAGGAGCUCAAGAAAAUGCACUACUUGCAUGCAGCAGUGAGUGAAUCUUUGCGACUCUACCCACCAGUGCCGAUUGAAAUGAAGCUGGCGCAUAGUUCUGAUGAGUGGCCGGAUGGGACGAGAAUUGAUCCAAAUUCAACAAUCAUAUAUCAUCCUUACGCCAUGGGACGAAUGGAGCGAAUUUGGGGACCAGAUUGCAUGAAAUUCAAGCCUGAGCGAUGGCUCAAGGAUGGCGUCUUUGUGCAAGAGAGCCCCUACAAGCAUGCUGUCUUUCAGGCUGGUCCGCGCAUGUGCUUGGGGAGGGAGUUGGCCUUGAUGCAAAUAAAGAUGGUAGUCGCGGUUUUGUUGCAGAGGUUCAGGUUUUCUUCUCAGAAAGGUUUUACUCCUGAGUAUGACUUGAAUCUCACCUUGCCCAUGAAAAAUGGUUUUCCUGUAAGUGUACAGUCGAAGGUCCCUAUGUAAAUGUAGAUUUUUGGCUAGGAUUCUGUCAAGAAAAAAUGCUUGUUUCUGGUGCUACUUAGGAUUCUAUUUGCAAGUGAGUUCGCCAUGCACCAUGAGCUUGGGCAUUUUCGUUGUUAUUUGCUUACUAAAGGUGAGCUUCACGUACACCAUUGAAAUGACUGAAGGAGGGGAAAAGAUUAAACAUAUCGUGCAAGUAGCAAUGGAGAAGUUGCACGUCAAUCUCAAAUGACAUCCAGGUCUGGUUGUUUCUAUUCAAUCAAGUCCUACCCUUGAAAUAUCAACUGACAUGUGAUGAAUUUU